Molecule: messenger RNA, 2042 nt
Organism: Sorex araneus (European shrew)
Lineage: Eukaryota; Metazoa; Chordata; Mammalia; Eulipotyphla; Soricidae
Gene: TP53TG5
Product: TP53 target 5
Exons: 7
Coding region: 1094-1885 (263 amino acids)
Source: RefSeq, a predicted model, not a curated record
CUCCCCGGGCACCGCUCAGGGCUAGCAAGCGCGCGCCCCUCUCCCAAAGGCUCGCGCGCCGGGGACCCAGCUGAAGUCCCGCCCGAGGCGUGGAGGGGAGACGAUGCGCCGCGACUCGGGGCAGGCCCGUCUCGACAGGUCUCACGGUUCCCAUCGCUCUCUCUUCCUCAGAAGUCGGCUGGCUGGUUUCUUUCCAGCACCUCCAUGUCCCACACAGCGGCCAGACACGGCCUCAGAUCCAAGUGUGUUUGGGCCACACCUGGAAGUGCUCAGGGGCUACUCCUGGCUCUGUGCUUAAGUGUGAUCCCUGGCGGUGCUCCGGGAGCCAUAUGUGGUGUCGGGAUCGAGCCGGGUUGGAGAGAGUGGGCGCUCCGUGAGGCUAUGUCCUGCCAGGCUCAGAACAGCACCCGAGAGGCAGCGGGUCCAUGGUCAAUCCUGGCAACACCAGUGAGUGGAAGAAAAUGAUGUGGGAACUCCAGAUUCUGCAGUGGGCGUCAGGCCCGAGCCUCCCGGCACUCUGCCCCCUCAACAUGUGUGACCUUCCGUGAGUGACCUGACCUCCUUGCUCACAAAGCAAAGAUGGGAAGCGCAACAGUCCGCGCUGCUCUGGCUCCACAGAGGGGUGUUUCCUCCUCGCCGCCCCCCCUCCUCCUCUGCCACUCACCCUCCCUGGGGACCCAGCCCCGCUCUGUCACAGUGAUGUCACAGCGCCCCUGUCUGGGGGCUGCAGCACACACAAGCUGAUCCGCAGUCUGAGCACUGGCUGGCUGGACAGCAGGGCAGGGCGCAGGCAGCAGCAGCUCCAGGCCUUGCUCCAUCUGUUUUGAGACCCCGAUCCCCCAGCAUGAGUCACUCCGCAAAGAGGCUCAAGCCUGGAGGGGUUGCCAAGGUGGGACUUGGGCCUGGGCCGUGAGGGGGGGCUUGGCGGAGGGCCUGGCUGUGCCUGGGCAGCCGGGCGGGGAGAGACACGGCGAAGGGUGAAGGGAGAUCAAGAGAGUCUAGAACGGUCUUCUCGUUCCUGCCCUCCCCCCUGCCGAGGCAAGAUGACCAAACUCUCCCUCGAGGGCUGGCCAACCAUGCCAAACGGAGAGGGAUGGUGGAGGCGUUGCGGGACGUUCCACCUGUGUGGCAUUCCCUCUCUGUCUCUGUCUCUGUCUCUCUCUCCCUCCGCCCCCUCUCUCAGAUGCAAGACAAGGCACUCCAGAGCAAGACACCGCAGCCUGUCAGAAAAACGAUCAAGCGGAACCGUCUUAAAGUGGUGUUAAAAAACUUGUCACUCUUGAAGCUCCUCAAGAGCCCCAACCGCCGGAUCCAAGAACUGUAUAGCCUGGCCAAAGCCUGUUGGACCUCGCUGCUCAGAGUGCCAGGGGUCCUCCCGACGUCCCCUCGGAAUACUAAGCUCUGCAAGAUGGUGAAACAGCACGACCAGGAGCUCCAGAAGGCCGGGAGCUCCCAGAGCGGACAGAAGCCGGAGAACAUUGAGACCAAAGAAGAGCCCGUGGGGAGCAAGAGGUCGGUGCCCGCACUGAGGCUGAGAGAAAACCAGACCAAGUGGCCGGGAGUAGCGAAGCUGCAAGAACAAGUGGAACCCGAGAGCCCAGAGGCCUUGCAGGGCCCAAGCCGGAGUGCCUGGCCCUGUGGGGGCCCCACGGGGCCACUUCCCACCGGGGAGCCCCCCGCUGUCUUCCUGAAGACCCUGCAGCACAGAACGCCCCUGGGGGCCGUGGAGAGCCAGUCGCUGUGGUUUGAGGGGCUGCCCACGCGGAUCCUCGUGCCCAAGCCCCGGGUGCUGUGCAGGCCCUCUCAGUGGCGCUGGGUCAACCGCUGCUGCACCCGCUCCUGUUCCUUUAAGCUGCGCGUGUACCGUCCACACGGGGUGGCGUGAGCCCGAGGACCCGCAGGCAGCGAGCGCGGAGCGGAUGCGGAUGCGGAUGCGGCCGGCGCGGAGCGGGAGGGAAGAAAGGGCGGGGAUGUUCGUAAGACUGCAGAUGAAUAAAUAGGGCACGGACGACGCGACGGCUGCCUCUGCCCUGUGUGUCUGG